This is a messenger RNA of Periconia digitata, 264 nucleotides long. The record is from the annotation of a GenBank genome assembly. NCBI's taxonomy places the organism in Eukaryota, Fungi, Ascomycota, Dothideomycetes, Pleosporales, Periconiaceae.
GUAGACUCACAACCUACGUACAUACGAAUCAUCAAUGCAAGAGUACACGUAAGACGUCGCGCCCCCGUUAGCGUGGCAAAGGCGUCUGCUACGACGGGACGGAUGUUGAUCCCAUUCCAGCAUCCAGCACCAAGCACAUAUCGGACCCCUUGUACGUGGGAUCAAUCGCAGAACCGCUACCUCCGGUCAUUGAUUAGUGGAGAAGGGGAUUGCGCGUACAAAACGGGACUGCGUUGCGGCUGUUUCAGCCAGACGACGUGGUGA